AUGUUGACAACAGCAACAUCCUCAUCUUCAUUCAACAGAUUUGUAAAAGUCAUUGUUGAUGGAGUUCCAUAUGAAGCAAAGCCGAACGAGAGAAUCCUUGAUUUCUUUAGCCGUAACCACAUUCAGAUCCCACACAAGUGCCAAGGAAUGCAUGAGUGCGGUCUUUGUCGUGUCAUUGCUAAUGGUAAGAAGGAAUUCUCUUGCAAUACUCGUAUUACAGAAGGCAUGACAAUUAACACCCAAGAUCCUGGCAUUAAAAGAUCGAACAUCAAGAAAGUACAGCGAAUGGCAAUGAAAGAUGAAGACAUUGCUAAUGCUUACAGGAUGAUUCAAGAUCCAACAAGGAAACAAACCCAUACAGAUAUUACAACGGGUUCCAUCUCAUUAAAUCACGCCGCUUGCAUUGAUUGCUACAAAUGUGUUGAUGUAUGUCCAACUGGCGCUCUAACAAAGGGCAAUCACCUUCAGACAUUUGGUCAUUUCGGUCUUCGCGACUCUGGCUGUGUUUCUUGCGGUGCCUGCGUUGAUGUUUGCCCGACAAAGGCCAUCACAGUCACAGAUAACAUUCCAGUCUGGAGAGGUGCCAUGAAGAUCAAAGAAUCUACAAAGGUUGCUGUUGUUGAUCUUACUCUUUGCCACGUCAUUGAGAAGGAAUUCGGACUUCCAGCAGGUUCAAUGACAUACGACAAGCUUGCUGUUAUCCUUAAGAACAUGGGCUUCCAAUAUCUUCUUGAUGCUGCUCUUAUCAACGACUACGAAAUUGUUAAAGAUGCAGCUCGUAUUUUCAACCAUCAUACACAAGGAUUCCUCCAGACAAUUGGCUCUUUCUGCCCAACAAUGACACGCAAGCUCCUUGAAUACCCACCAACACCAGCAGAAAAGGUCGUUGAGUUCCUUACAACACCAGAGCUUGAUGUUACAACAUUUGUUAUUUCAGAUUUUCUUUCACGCCGUUCUGAAGCUACAUUCUACAUCAACAACCCAGAUAUUUACCUCUCAGUUGGUGUUACAACAGCAGAAUUCAUCAAGAUAUUGAAAGAAGACAAGCCAUCAUUCGACGGAACACCAUGCGAGAUCUUCCCUCUCGGAUCUGCUCAAGGCACAUCAGCCAUUACAUCAGAACGCUUUGCUGAUGCUGUUGUCUCAACAUUCGGCAAGAACUACCUUACAAUGAGAACACCACCACUUAACUUCAAGAAGGUUGAUGAAGGAAUCAAGAUUGCCGAAUUCCCAGUUCAAGAUGAAAUCACAGCCCAAGUUGCUGUUGUCGAAGGUGUUUCUGAUGUUGACAGACUCUACGAGAAAGACUACAAGAACAUCAUUUACAUUUCUCCAAACGAGAGAUUACAUCCAAACACAGUUUCUGCACUUCCUUCAAUCGAUGCAGAGGCUUCAAAGAGAAACAUCAAGCUCGCACAUGAAAAUCCAGAUGCAAUGAUGCUCUGGCACAGAUUCCUUAAGGAAAUCGAUGAUGAAAAGUGGCUCAAGAGGAAGAAGUAA
This is a messenger RNA of Trichomonas vaginalis G3, 1500 nucleotides long. Its product is annotated as photosystem I iron-sulfur center-related family. The record is from RefSeq and is a predicted model, not a curated record. The coding region runs from base 1 to 1500 and encodes 499 amino acids. NCBI's taxonomy places the organism in Eukaryota, Parabasalia, Trichomonadida, Trichomonadidae. Gene Ontology annotation, molecular function: iron-sulfur cluster binding. The transcript has a single exon.